UUGUUUGGUGCCUGUCACUGCAGCGUGUAAACACAUUCACACACGGAACAGAGCGGCGGUGAAACCCUGCAGGGCGACAGCAGCCUCCUAAUUUUCAUUUAUCCAGUAGGAAACUGGAGCGGGGAAGGGGGCUGCCUGAGCAGUUCCGGUUCAGUACUACUGUUUAUAUUCACACUCUUAGGAAGAAAGGAGCAGCUGUCCGACGCUGUCAUUGUCAGGCGGACCAGUCGGUGCUGCAGCCAGAGCGGGGCUCGUCGAGCGACCAUGGCAGCGGCCACUGUUGCUGAGGCCGAUGCGGCGACGUGCGACGGCGGAGCGGCUUUCUCCGGCGUCCAGAGCCGGGGCUGGGAUGAGUCCCAGCUCCGAAAGUACUCCUUCCCAACCAAGCCCAUUCCCCGGCUGUCUUACAAGGAUCCCAGGGCAGAGAUGCUGAUAAACAACGAGGAGCCAGUGGUUUUAACGGACACCAACCUCGUGUAUCCAGCACUGCAGUGGGACAUCCCGUAUCUCCUGGAGAACAUUGGCAAUGGAGACUUCUCUGUUUACAUUUCAGAAAACCAUAAGUUCCUUUACUACGACGAGAACAAAAUGUGCAAAUUCAUGGACUUUGUUCCCAAGUCUCGACGGGUGGACAUGAAAUUCUCUGAGUUUGUGGACAGCAUGCAUAAAAGAGAAGAAGAGGGAGGAGAUGAGAGAGUUUAUCUGCAGCAAACACUGAAUGACACGGUAGGAAAGAAGAUUGUUCUUGACUUUCUGCGUUUCAACUGGAACUGGAUCAACAAACAGCAAGCCAAGCGAAACUGGGGACCGCUGACGUCCAACCUGCUGCUGGUUGGCAUGGAGGGCAAUGUGACACCAGCACAUUAUGACGAGCAGCAGAACUUCUUUGCGCAGAUAAAAGGCCAUAAGAGAUGCAUCCUCUUCCCUCCAGACCAGUUCGAGUGUCUCUAUCCCUUCCCUGUGCAUCACCCCUGUGAUAGACAGAGCCAAGUUGAUUUUGAUAACCCAAACUAUGAGAAGUUUCCAAAUUUUAAAAAUGCUGUUGGCUAUGAAGCUGUUGUGGGACCUGGAGAUGUUCUCUACAUCCCCAUGUAUUGGUGGCAUCACAUUGAGUCACUGCUGAACGGCGGAGUGACGAUCACCGUUAACUUCUGGUACAAAGGAGCUCCCACACCCAAGAAGAUAGAAUACCCCCUGCGAGCUCAUCAAAAGGUUGCCAUCAUGAGGAAUAUUGAAAAGAUGCUAGGAGAAGCGCUCGGGGAUCCCCAUGAGGUUGGGCCUUUACUAAAAACGAUGAUCAGCGGGAGAUAUGACCAGGGCCUCAGUUAGAGCUCCAGCCUCGGGACUGCUGAACGGACUUGCUCCACAAACUGUUUGCAUGUGAAAGCGUGUGUGUUUUCAGUGCGCAUUUCUGUCAUUGGAGCUAAGCACCAGUGCAUGGCAGCAAUCAGCCAUAAUGAAACCAUUCUGCUUCAGUCUCAGAAUGCCAUUGUCAAAACAACUGUCCCGAGCGAGAGGAGAAAAUGAAUUCAACCAACUUGAAGACGCUCGUUUUGCCGUUGGAGAGAAGACGCGAAGAUAGAUUUCCUUCAAUCAGUGUUUCCUUAAGUCUUACAAUUUCUGCUUUUGGCCUUAAAUUUUAAUAUCUUUACCAUUUGAGUGAACCUCAGUGUUUUGAGCACUAGUGGUUUAGAUGAGGAGUAAAAUAUUUAUAAAGAGGACGUAUAUGGAGAGAUUUCUUAUCUACAGGGAAUACUACAGUUGCUACUCAAUUUAAAAAUACAAUAAUCACAUUCUGACCACAAAACAACUGUACAAAUUAUUGUUCUUUAGAAUAAUUUACCCACAUUAUAUCAUUUCAUACUAACGUGCAGUCAUUUAUCAGCAAGACUUGAUUUAGAAAUAUUAAAAUCCGUUAUUAGAUGAUGGUCUGAUAAAAGGUAUGGGCGUGAAGCAGUGGGGUGCAGCUGAAGCUAUGGUUGCUUUUUUUUUUUUUUAUAUAUAAAUGCUUUUGCUUGUUUCAUUUUGAUUUUUAGGGCUUUAUGGGAUUUGCAGCCAGGCAAUGCAGUACUGAUUGCUGAAAAUAAACGUGUUGCGACUUUAAUUGCUAAUACUAGUUUCUCUUGAGUUGUAACUAAACUACGGUAAGAUAAAUGGUACAAACAACAAAUAUUAACGCCAUCUGCCGGAAUGUAGCCUUGUAAAAGCCAUUAAGGCGCGGUUUAACGCGCCAUCUAGUGGUCAGGUUUGCGAUUGCUUAUUAAGCUCGUCUUAGCAAAUUAGAAAUAUAAUCAGUUAGCAACCUGUACAAAAUAUGAUUUCUGUUGUUUUUUUAAAUAGCUAUUGUUGUGUUUUUUAGGUUAUCAAUGAUCUCACAUGCACUUAGUUUUACUUUUAUUACAACCUGUGUAAAAGGUGAACACUGAUCAGCCUUUAACUCGAAACCCAACAGCCAGGCGACGUAAACGUCCCCCUAAGGUCUCCAGGACAGGUGGACACACGAGUCUCUUCAACGCUUUCUUCAGAUCUCUCUGAGGCUUUUUUACAUGUGGCAGAUCGGAGCGAAUAUUGUGCCAAACUCACUUUAAACCAUGCGGAUUGGACUCAUUGGUAUCCAGUCGGGUUGGAACAGAUUUUCGUCCUGUUUUUUUUGGCGUGCGUAUGUAUUUCUUACUAACUGCACUCUAAAAGGUUUUGAUUCCUGUGUAAAAAUGUAUCCGUUUUUAUUUCUAGGUGAAUCGUUUACUGUGUUCCAUUUGACUGACGUGGCAAAAACAAAAGGAAGUUGAUUUUAAACUUUUGUAUUUUAAUGAAUGUGUUUGCUUUCACUCUGGCAUUAAAAAGCUUUACAUGUGAAA
Fundulus heteroclitus (mummichog) is the source of this 2858-nucleotide messenger RNA. RefSeq names its product hypoxia inducible factor 1 subunit alpha inhibitor (gene hif1an). Gene Ontology annotation, molecular function: [protein]-asparagine 3-dioxygenase activity; ankyrin repeat binding; peptidyl-histidine dioxygenase activity. Gene Ontology annotation, cellular component: cytoplasm; nucleus. The record is from RefSeq and is a predicted model, not a curated record. Bases 265 to 1329 code for a protein of 354 amino acids. Gene Ontology annotation, biological process: peptidyl-aspartic acid hydroxylation; negative regulation of Notch signaling pathway. The transcript has 8 exons. NCBI's taxonomy places the organism in Eukaryota, Metazoa, Chordata, Actinopteri, Cyprinodontiformes, Fundulidae.